This is a messenger RNA of Eufriesea mexicana, 3450 nucleotides long. RefSeq names its product monocarboxylate transporter 14. The coding region runs from base 232 to 2253 and encodes 673 amino acids. Lineage: Eukaryota; Metazoa; Arthropoda; Insecta; Hymenoptera; Apidae. The record is from RefSeq and is a predicted model, not a curated record. The transcript has 11 exons. Gene Ontology annotation, molecular function: monocarboxylic acid transmembrane transporter activity. Gene Ontology annotation, biological process: transmembrane transport; monocarboxylic acid transport.
UGACGUGUCGGUAUACGGAUUGAGCAGAGUGUAAACAAAUACCUAAUUAAAUCACUCGCAGAUAGACAUACAACUCGUAAUGCGUACGAAACGCAACAUUUUUCGUCGCCUCCGCCUUAUCUUCAUCGUGUUUUCUUCCGUUUCGUUUCCAUUCGUUCCUUUCAUCUCUCUUGUUCAUACGAUCUACAUUGCUGCAUCGUUUCAUCCUUUUUCAGCCGACCGUGGACGACGAUGGCGUCGCUGGGGAAUAAAGUGGAUGAGCAUGUCAUCAAGGUACCGCAUCAGAAUGGAGGCGGCUACAGGAACGAGGAGCUGCAACUGGAAGACAUGCAGGAUAACAACAAUGAGAGCAUCGAGGUCGAGAUGGUGGUGCCGCCGGAUGGUGGAUGGGGUUGGGUGAUCGUCGCAGCCUCCUUCAUGUGCAACCUCUUCGUGGACGGCAUCAUCUUUAGCUUUGGGGUCUUCCUGAACGACAUAUCCGCGGCAUUCGCGGUGUCCAAAGCGAGGGUGGCGCUAGUUGGCUCGUUGCAGUCUGGAUUUUAUCUUAUGGCUGGUCCAUUUGUGUCAGCGUUGGCCAACAGGUACGGCUUCCGGCUGGUCGCGAUCCUUGGAAGCGUGAUAAGUUGCAGCGCUUUCGUUCUCUCGUACUUCAGCACUUCCAUCGAGUUCCUCUAUAUCUCUUACGGCGUGCUCGGAGGUAUCGGGGCAGGCCUGAUUUACGUGCCGGCUGUGAUAACUACCGGAUUUUAUUUUGAAAGAUGGCGAGCACUGGCCACCGGGAUCGCGGUCUGCGGAUCCGGAAUCGGCGCUUUCUUGCUCGCGCCCAUCUCAGACUUACUGGUCAAGCAAUUCGGUUGGAGGGGCGCGUUGCUCUUCCAAGCAGGGAUGCUGUUGAAUUGCUCCAUUUUCGGUGCCAUGUUCCGUCCACUAAAGCCAACGAGGAUUAAGGUAAAAUCCACCCCGGAAAACGCGGGUUUAGAAGUGAAAAACAGUCUGAUGGCGAGAGGAGUGUCCACUGCGUCGUUGCACUGUGUGCAACCAGAAAGAAGCGGUUUCUUCGGGACCAACAACAAUACCGAUUAUCCCACGGCUGCUGAACUUCUUGGAAGCAACCCCAACAUAGUAAAUGCGUCCAAGUCCCUGCAUUCGCUUCAUAAGGUCCACGUGGAACUGCGAACUCUGGAGAGGAAGUUGAGCAGCUCUGAGAAGCGGCUGUCCGUCCCGAUCUAUCCCGAGUUAGACGUGAACAUGGAUGAGAAGAUGGUCGAGGAGGAGAACAAUCUCCUCGGUGGAGAUGUGGAAAGACUGAAUGGCAAAGUGCCCACGAUUCGCAGGCACACGAUCAGCGGCAGACGUCUGCGCGCGGACUCGGACUGCAGCCAGAAGUCGCUGAAGGUGGGCAACAGGCGGAACCCAUUCAACAAAGAUCCACAGAGACCGUUCUACAGAGACGACAUCUUUUAUGGCGGGUCCCUGAACAGACUGCCGCAUUACAAGUCGCAGCAAUCAUCCGUUGGUUAUCACAUGUCUGUCACACGUCUGCCUACCGCGACGGAUAUAGCUGAACAAGAAAGCGGAAGCUGCUACAUCUGUCCAGAGAGUGUUCGUCGAAUCCUGACAACGAUGCUCGAUCUAAGUCUUCUGAAGAGUCCAUCUUUCUUGAUCCUGGCUAUCUCUGGUGGCCUUACGAUGAUGGGUUUCUAUACACCCUUCAUGUACGUCCCAGAUCGAGCCCAAUUGGCAGGCAUCGAGGCCUCCACCGCUAUGUUCCUCGUUUCUGUGAUCGGUAUCGGUAAUACCAUUGGUCGUGUCGUUUGUGGAGUGGCCAGCAGCUUGCCAGGAGUUAACGCGUUGGUCGUCAACAAUAUAUUCAUCAGCGCUGGUGGGCUUCUCACCAUUUUCUCCGGACUAUCUCUCAGCCAGAGCUAUCAAUUCUUCUACGCUGCUGGUUUUGGUAUCAGUAUAUCUGUCUUUGCCUCGCUGAGAUCGAUAAUCGUGGUAGAUCUUAUGGGACUAGAGAAACUGACCAACGCUUUCGGCUUGCUUCUUCUGUUUCAAGGCGUGGCAGCUGCCAUAGGCGCGCCUCUUGCAGGUGCCUUCAUGGACGCAACCGGAAGCUACGACGCCUCAUUCUACGUGUCAGGUAGCCUCAUCUUCCUCUCGGCUGUGAUCUGUUAUCCCCUGAAGAGGAUCAACGUGUGGGAAACGCAGAAGAAUAGCGAUAAAUGCAGCGACGAUCCGUCCAAGUCCUGAUCGACAUCGAACGCCAGACAGAACGCCGUAGACUGAAGUCUAUCAUGUAUUCUCGUUGUCGGCCGACGUGUGUGUUUGUACAUACUAACGCGUAAAUAAUUUAUAACACCACUGCCCGAAUCGAUAAUUAAUCAGUGGCGACACCAGCACCGGCGUGAUCAUCGCGACCACGCAACGGGCAGAGGGGCUCGUUCGUGUUCCAACUUCGAAAUUCGAUCGAUCUAUGCGGUCUAGACGGUCUACCAGGACAUUCAGGCGAGUGCAAUAGGGGAUUUCGUGGAUCCACGAGCAGAGAGGAAUACCGUCCACACGAACUUUCGAUCUUUACGAGCGUAAAGCAUCGAAAUUUCAUUCGACUCGAGACAGUUUUAUAAGAACGCGGACCCGACAGACAUAACCUCGAGCUUUGCAUUCCCAUGGAACUUGGCUCGCGCUCCUUUCGUAUUCCGAGCAGCGUGUACGCCUCUCGCGACGCGAAGUCACCGUCGUUUUACGCUCUUUUUAAUCACCGACGUGCCUCUCCGUGAAACCUCGCGACGAGUAGUUGGAAGUCGCGCAGGUUUCUAGAUCGUCCGAUGACGAUGAUGUUCGUUGUUACGUGCCUUGUACCUCGUAGUGGCGUAGAAAUUUUAUUCGAACGUUCCCACGUUGCUCGUUGGGACGCUUCAUCGUUGUUUGUCACUCAUCGAUCUCGUGUCUGCUCCGCACGGGACUAUUCUAGAUAAGGAAGGCGUUUGUCGAUGAAGAGAUUAGCGGCGAACGAUUACUUGUAUCCAACGAGCAGAUCACUAAUUUCAUCCGGAUCUGAACCGCGUCGAUCUAUUUUUCCUAUGAUUCCACACCGCCGAAAAUUUCCAGUCGCCAUGAAUGCGAUCGCUACUCUAGUUUCCUCGAAGCAACGCUGUAAAGGCGAGUCAUUACGCUCCUUUAUCUUUCGUACAUCUUGCAUUGUUUCUAUUGGAGCACAUGCGAAAUGUGUCUCGGGAGGUAGGCGCGAAGGCGGAGUGAAUAUUCUCGUUGAAUCGAUCGAUCACGACUCGCGCUUCCGGAAUAUCUUAUGAACCGCGUUUCUAUAAUAAAUAAGCAACACACGACUACACGUGUACGGCGAAGGCGUAUGUACUUGCAUAAAUGAGUACACGUAAUCUCGAUAGACCGUGCAUCCGUUCUGGUGCAGUGCUAUUUCUAGCGUUAAUU